AUGAGUUUUACCUCGAGCACGACCACCGCCGUUUUGGCGUCGCGGCUGUCUUUGACGCGACGCGUUGAUUCGUCGACGAAUACUACGAAGAGUAACAGAGGUUGUCGAAAAGGAUGUUUCGCGCCUCCUCGUUCUUCGUCUUCGGUGGACGAAGCGAGAUCGACAAAGAGCAGAACGGCGAAAGGGAAGAAGACCUCCUCUUCUUCGAGUGGUGGGAAAAAGAAGACGGGAUCUUCUUCUGUGCAACGAAUAAUUCAUACGGAUAAAAUAGUCUCCAAACUGAACGCGGUUUUAAACAAAGACGAACAAAAAAAGUCCUCAAACAAAGACUCCAUCGGGAACAUCGACGAAGAGUUAUGCCCGACGAAAACGAAACCGUGGUCGGAGAUUAAGAAGAUUGCGAAACCGUCGCAAACCGCGUGCGGAUGGGACUGGACGUUUUAUAAGUUGUCGAACUUCUCGAGCGAGGAGAACGCGAGAGAAUACAUGGCGAUUAAACCGGUACCGGCGGUGAAGUACCGGGGGUAUUAUUACGUCGUCGAUCAUCAUCACACGUUGGCGGCGUUAGAGUUAGCCGGGUGGGACGUGGAUGUGACUUUGGAGGAGAUUUACGAGUUCGAGGACGACUUGAGCGAGGAGGCGUUUUGGGGAAUCAUGGAAGGGAAAGGGUGGUCGUUUUGCAGAGACGAGAGUUACAAGAGAAUAGAUUUGAAGGAUUUACCGGAGAAUUUCGAGUUGUCGUCGUUUCGUAACGACGUCUUUCGCUCGUUGGGGGGAUUCGCGAGGAAGUUUGGCGUUCUCAAAAGAGGCAAGUCGUUGGAGGAACGUUUGUUCUUCGAGUUUCAGUGGGGAUACUUUUUUUGGUUACACAGAUCGGACAAGUACGGAUUAUGGCCGAGCGCGGAGUUAUCGAGAGGUUUCGAUAGACUGAUGACCAUGAUUGAAAACACCGACCAGGACGAAUACAUCGACAAACGACGGGACGUGACGGAUAUGAUUGAACUCUCGGAACGCGUUUUGCAACCUUUGUAUUCGGUGUUGGUGCAAUACAUCGGUCCUUUAGCCGCGACGUACGACCAGCUCCCGACGGGCGAAACCAAGAAAGUCCCAGGAUUAAAAACGUUAUUUGGAAGAGACUAUUUACCCGGAGCGGUGAACGAAACCGCCGUUCAAGGGUUGAUUCAUAUCAACUCGUUGAAGAACAAAAAAGUCGUCAAGAAAGUCUUGAAAGAAGCGACGGAGAAAAGCAUCGACGACGUUUGA
Molecule: messenger RNA, 1263 nt
Organism: Bathycoccus prasinos
Lineage: Eukaryota; Viridiplantae; Chlorophyta; Mamiellophyceae; Mamiellales; Bathycoccaceae
Exons: 1
Coding region: 1-1263 (420 amino acids)
Source: RefSeq, a predicted model, not a curated record